CUCGUCCCAAAGCAAGCAAGCAGCCUGAGCGCUAGUUGAUCGAUCAACUAGCCAGCCAAGGAGCGGAGUGAGAGUGUGAGGAAGAUGUUCGGGUGGAUGACGCCGCCGCAGCUCAAGGGGAAGGUGGUGCUCAUGCGCAGGAACCUCCUCGACUUGAACCACUGGCAGCAACCCGUGAGCCACGACACCUGGGACGAGGUCACCACCAAAGGCGUCACCUGCCAGCUCAUCAGCUCCACCGUCGCCGACCCGAAUGAUGAGAGUGGCACCCGGGGUCUCUUGGGCGAAGAGGAGCGGGUUGAGCACUGGGUGCUCCACUUGCCCCCGAUCAACCACGGCGAUACCACCUACGAUGUCACCUUUGACUGGGACGUGAAGAAGCAAGGCAUUCCUGGCGCCGUCAUCGUUCGGAACUACCAUGCCACCCAGUUCCUCCUCAAGACCAUCACCAUCGACGACAUCCCCGGCCACGCCGGCCCCAUCGUCUUCGUCGCAAAUUCAUGGGUCUAUAACACCAACAAGUACCACUACGACCGAGUCUUCUUCACCAACGACACGUACCUGCCAAGCGAGAUGCCGACGUUGUUGCAGCCGUUCCGAGAGGACGAGCUCCGGAUCCUGCGAGGGGACGACCCCAGGCAGAAGAACGGCGCCUAUGAGGAGCACGACCGCGUCUACCGCUACGACCUCUACAACGACCUCGGCGAUCCAGACCACAAGAACCCUCGCCCCACCCUCGGCGGCCCGGACAGCUUGUACCCAUACCCGCGCCGAGGCCGCACCGGCAGGAAGCCCAUGGUGACCGACCCCACGUGCGAGAGCAGGAACGUCUUACCCGUGCUCCAACAGUUCUAUGUCCCCCGCGACGAGAACUUCAACCAUGUCAAGAAAGCCGACUUCACGGCCUACCUCAUCAAGGCCAUCUCCGGCGGCAUCCUCCCCCUCCUCCGCCAGCAGUUCGACUCCGUCUCGCCGCGCGAGUUCGACGACUUCGAGGACAUGUACAAGCUCUACGAAGGCGGGCUUAAGAUCCCCGACAUCCCCGCCCUGGACGAGCUGUUCAAAUCGUUCCCGCCGCUGAGGAGCAUCAUGCCGGCCGGCGGGGACUUCCUCCUCAAGAUGCCCAUGCCGCAUGUCAUCAAGGAGGACAAGCUCGCGUGGCGGACGGACGAGGAGUUCGCCCGGGAGAUGCUCGCCGGCCUCAACCCACACAUCAUCACCCGCCUGAAGGUGUUCCCUCCGAGGAGCACGCUUGAAGGGUACGGUGACCAGACGAGCAAGAUCACGGUGGAGCACAUCCAACACAACCUCGGCAAGCUCAGCGUCGACAAGGCAAUCGACGCCAAGAGGCUCUUCAUCCUAGACCACCACGACAACUUCAUGCCUCACCUGCUAAAGAUCAACAGUCUUCCAAACACAUUCGUCUACGCCACCAGGACGCUUCUUUUCCUGCAAGACGACGGCACUCUCAAGCCAAUCGCCAUCGAGCUCAGCAAGCCCCUACUUAACGACCUCGGCACCAAAGUGGUCGGCGCCGACAGCAAGGUCUACACGCCCCCCUCCUGUGGCUCGGAGUCGGAGAGGGCUGUCCAAGACACCAUCUGGCAGCUGGCCAAGGCCUACGCCGCCGUGAACGAUUCCGCGUGGCACGGCCUCAUCAGCCACUGGCUCCAUACGCACGCAGUCAUCGAGCCGUUCGUGAUCGCCACCAACCGGCAGCUCAGCGUCACGCAUCCCAUCCACAAGCUCCUGCAGCCACACUACCGCGACACCAUGACCAUCAACGCCCUGGCACGCCAAGUCCUCAUUAGCGCUGGUGGCUUCUUCGAGAUGACGGUCUGUCCAGGUGAGCACGCACUGAGAAUCUCCUCUGAAGUCUAUAGGAACUGGAACUUCACCGAGCAGGCACUGCCGGUAGACCUGAUCAAGAGAGGUGUGGCGAAGGAGGACACGGAGAGCCCGUGCGGAGUGUCGCUGCACAUCAAGGACUAUCCGUACGCGGUGGAUGGGUUGGCCGUCUGGUCGGCCAUCGAGACUUGGGUCGACGAGUACUGCAGGAUCUACUACCCCUGUGAUGACGUGCUUCGGUCCGACGUCGAGCUACAGGCAUGGUGGAAGGAGGUGCGUGAGGUCGGCCAUGGCGACAUCAAAGACCAGCCCUGGUGGCCCAAGAUGACAACCGUGAACGAGCUCGUCAGGUCAUGUGCCACCAUCAUCUGGAUCGCCUCUGCGCUGCAUGCGGCCGUCAACUUUGGCCAGUACUCAUACGCCGGCUACCUCCCCAACCGUCCGACGGUGAGCCGACGGCAGAUGCCGGAGCCGGGCACCAAGGAGUACAAGGAGGUGGAGACUGACCCGGACCUGGCCUUCAUCCACACCAUCACGAGCCAGCUCCAAAGCAUCAUUGGAGUGUCGGUGAUCGAGGUCCUGUCCAACCACUCCUCCGACGAAGUCUACCUGGGGCAGCGCGAUGAGCCAAAGUGGACAUCAGAUGUGAAGGCGAAAAAGGCGUUCGAGGACUUCAGCCAGAAGUUGAUCGACAUCGAGAAGAGAAUCAUGAAUAUGAACGCGAAUCGCCAACUCAAGAACCGGAAUGGGCCAGCAAAAUUCCCCUACAUGCUUCUCUACCCCAACACAUCUGACAUCGAUGGUGAGAGCGCCACCGGGAUCACAGCCAAGGGCAUCCCCAACAGCAUCUCCAUCUGAUGAAUGUUAUGGCGUUAUGUUAUUGUUGUAUAUUUCCCAUUUCAAAUAAGGAACGCUGCAUGUGCACGUUCAUGAGUGGCCAGAAGCGUGCUCGUUCACGUUGAGGCGAGUUGUGUUUAUUUUCCUGUUGAUGAAGCUGUUUUGGCCGCAAUGCAAAGCCCGUGGGAUGGCACGGAUGAAGGGUUGUGGUCGGCCAGUGUGUUGAGCUGGACCGUAUAUAUGUUGAAUAAAGCAAGCGAGUGUCUAUUUGCAUGUC
Messenger RNA from Aegilops tauschii subsp. strangulata, 2962 nucleotides. RefSeq names its product putative linoleate 9S-lipoxygenase 3. Gene Ontology annotation, biological process: lipid oxidation. The record is from RefSeq and is a predicted model, not a curated record. Gene Ontology annotation, molecular function: protein binding; oxidoreductase activity, acting on single donors with incorporation of molecular oxygen, incorporation of two atoms of oxygen; metal ion binding. Lineage: Eukaryota; Viridiplantae; Streptophyta; Magnoliopsida; Poales; Poaceae.